CAAUGAUUUUGGUUAUGUCAUUGAUAACCUACCAAUAGGUUAUGUUACGGAGUUUGUAUCAGAUUGUAAUCUCAGUAACUGUGGAUAUGACAAAAGGGGGAUACAAUUGCAUAUGCAGUUUAGAGUUUUACAAACUAUAUAGAUGUUGAGGCAACGGCAAAAGGGAGGUCUGCGAUAGGUAUUAGAACUCUAACUACAUUCGAAGAAGUUUGGUUUCAAGAUUGCUCUGUGACUAGUGGGAACUGAGACAUCCUUCAGUGUACAGAGGAAGAUUGCAUUCAUACAUGGUUGAUGGGCAAGAAGCGUGCUCUUCAUAGGCUUUCUAUAUCCAGUAAAUGAAGAGUACUAUUACUUCACAGAAAUAAUGGUUUUCAGUAGAAUGUUUUUAGACAGAUGGUAUGUAGCAUUGUAAAUAAAUUAUCCAGUGAAGUGUACUGGAAGAUCAGAUAUAAUGGAUACUGGAAUUUUUCAUUUAGCUGAAAAGAUGAUUGCUGCAAGUGGCGAAAUACAAGAGGAAUAUGAUGUGCAAUUAGUUAGGAAAGUUAUUAAGCUUACUAUAAAACAUAAGGAACUAGUUAAUAAACUUCUUGAUACUAGUGAUCAGUGUAAAGAUAUAAUUAAUGUAGUUUUGUCUUCAACAAACACCAUAUUAGAUUUAAUGCAGAAAAUAAUAAAAUCCAACACAGAAGAACUUAAUUUACUGUUGAAAAUAACAGAACUUACUAACAAAGAAUGGGAGUUAUUAAGAAAAUUUGUAUAUCUUUGUAAUGAAGACAGAUAUUUUGUUUGUAAAUUUAUGGGCUGGUACCUGAAUGGUGAGGGUUUUGGUUUCCCUUGUUCAUGUUCAACAUUAAGAGAAGAUGACUGCCUUCAUCCAACAGAAGGACCAGUAAGGUUACGACAUAACCUGUCAAGAAAGAAAACUAACAAAACUGUCUCCUGUGAAGAAACAAAAAAUGACAAUCCUGUUAUUGCAGUUGGUGAAAAUCUGGGGAUAGUAUCAAGGGACUUAAAUGAGGAAGUUGAUGCUCAGAUGUCUGGAAAGGAAGACAGUAUCAAUACAUCAAAGAUGCAUGUUUCUUCUUUGAUUAUAAAAAAUAAAAUAAACUCAGUAUCAGUAAAAAGUUGUUGUGUUAAACUGGAACCUCUUUCCUUGAAGACUGCAGUGGAAAAAGAAAAAACAGACCCUGAUAACAGUACACAAGAAAAGGUGUCAUUUCCGUCUCAUCCUGAAAAUGUGGAAUUGAACAGUGGAAAUCUGACUGCAGUAUCAGAUGAUAAACCAAGGAAAGUUCCUGCUCAUCUGGCAGUAAAGGAGGCCAUGAAAAUCACAGAUGCCCACAAUUCUUUUUUGACAGUAGAAGACAGUACAAAAUCAGUAUCGGAGAAACGCUGUGUAGUUCAACCAGAAAUUGAAAGCGAGUGUGAUAAAUCAAAUGAUCAUAAACAGGAAUGUCUUUCUACACAGAAAAAAUUGAGGAAAUGUAAAAUAACAGCCAUUGAUAACAGUAUGAAAAAGGAGACCUCAGUAUCUUCAGAAAAUGUGGAAUCAAGCUUUGUAAAUCUGAACAUAAUGUCAGAGGAUGAAACUGAGAAAGGUGAUGCUCAUCUGUCUGGAAAGGAAAACAAGAAAAUUAUUUCAAAGACAUGUAAUUCUCGUGUGACAACAAGAAAAAAUUCAUGCUCAGUACCAGAGAAAGAGUACUCUGUUCAGGCAGAAACUGAAAAUGAGUGUGUAAGGUCAAAUAAUGAACAGGAAUGCAUUCCUUUACAGUCAAAAUUGAGAAGUUGUAAAAGAGCUGUCCUUGAUAACAGAACAACAGAUGAUAUUUCACUUCUACAUAACACGAAAGUGAGCAACAAAGCAAGGAUUUGCCAGGAAGUAAAGCACAAUGAUGUAAACUGUUAUAUUCCUUUUGAAAGUGAGUGUGUUGAAUUGAAUGACUAUGGACAGGAAUAUCUUUCUCCUCAGACAGAAUUGAGGGAACGUAAAACAACAGUCACUGGUAACAGCACGGAAAAAGAGGUUUUCUUUUCUUCAGAAAAUGUAAAGACAAACUGUGAAAGUCUGAAAAUAACUUCAGAGGACAAAUUAGAGAAAACUGAUGCUCAUCUUUCUGGAAAGAAGAACAAGAAAAAAAUCUCAAAUACAUGUAAAUCUUUUGUGACAAGAAAAAAUGCAAACUCAUUAUCAGAGAAAAAGUGUUCUGUUCAGGCAGAAAUUGAAAAUGAAAGUGUGAGAUCAGAUAGUGAACAGGAAACCAUUCAGUCAAAAUUGAGAAGUCGUAAAAAAGUAACCCUUGAUAAUGAAACAAAAAAAUGUAUUUCGGUUCCUCUGCAAGAUAUGAAAGUGAACAACAAAGCAGAGACUUGCCAAGAAAUAAAGCACAGUGAUGUAAGCUGUUAUGAUACUUUUGAAAGUAAAUGCAGAGGGGAAUGGAGUGCAAUUAUGGGCAGUUCAAUAACAGAAGAAACUGAUGAAUCUCCAUCCAAUUACAAAAUUUUUGGGCCAACAGAUAAGGUAAAAUCAGAUGUGGAUAUAAAAUAUAACAGAAUUAAAUUAUGUCCAAGUUUGAAGGAAAUGGAAUUUGUUACACACGGAAUAAACACGUUUACCAUAGCAACAUCAAUGCCCCGGUUUCUGCGUGCAGUUGAGAAGAAGGAAACUUCUCCUGUUCUGGUAAAGAAGACACAUCACUUCUUUACUGAGGCCAGAGCUACCUACUCAUCACUGGAAAAAUACUUGGCACGGUUGAAACAGAAUGAGAAGACCAAGACGCAUGACAAAUUGUCAAAAUGUGCCUUUAAAAUGCUGCAGUGCAUGCUGAGACUGCAGCAGAGUAUUUCACAGAGGCAAGUCAAGGGAGGAGUGAAUAUGAACUUGAUUAUCACAGAUAUCAUACAUGUGAUGGAUAUGGUAGCAGAAAUCGUCAUGGUUGCCAAUGAGAAGUUUAACACCAUGCCAAAUGAGGUGUUAAAGGACUGUUGCAUACAAUUGGAUGACAUAGAACAUAUGCUAAAGGGCAAGGAAACUGUAAAUUUAAAGGACUUCAUGGAAUUUCAAGAGGACAGAAUUAAAAAGACAGCCACUGAAAAUAAGAAAUUGAAUGUUACCAACUGUGGCUUCAAGAAAUUGAAUAGUACAUUACUGAGUAUGAAGAGGAAGAAGGACAAAAAACUGGGUUGUUACAGAAAUAAUCCCAAGAAAUGUAAGAGAGGAGCUUCAGAAGAUCAUAUCUUUAAGGACCUUGAAGGACAUGAACCAGUGGGGUGUGCUACUGGUAUGGUUUAUAUUCCUUCAGACUGUGAACUGCUUGAAAGUUCAACUAAAGUUGAUCAGGGCUCUGCUAAUUGUGAACGUGUUCAGGAUUCAGCUAAGGGAAGUCAAUAUUUUACAGAUGAUGAUACCAAGUGUUUACGUAAUGACAUUCAAGUGUCUGUAAUUUGUGAACCAACAGAGUUUCCAGCUGAUGGGCCACAGGUCUCUUUAUGUCAUGAAUCAAUGGAGUGUUCAUCUAGUGAGCGUCAGGUUCCUGUGAGUUCUGAAUAUACGUUAUGUUCAGGUAUUAACAAUUAUUCAGAAAAAGAAACAAUCACAAGUGACUUGUCCAACAGUGACACAAGUUCUGUUAUUCCAGUGGUACAAAUAAAACAAGAAGAUACUGUUUUGGAACAAGAAAUUACUGAUCUUGAAACAAGUCACAGUAGUGUGGGUCCUGAGGAGUCAGAUAUCUGUGAAGAAACCUUUACAAAUUAUCAGGAUGCUAUUGUGAAGGAAGAGAUAAAAAUAGAAGAAAAUCCUUACUUUGAAGACCUGAACAUUCGUGGGGAAAUAGAGGAGUGUUCAACAUUGAGUAUGGAUCGUGUGGACAAUGAAUACCAAAAUACAAAUAUGAAGGAGCUGAGUACUGGAUUUGUCUGUGGUGAAGAAAUGCCCGAUCAUUCUUUUUCCAAUGAUGGUUACAGACACCUUCAAAGUAUGGUUCCUAAAAUUAAUAGUCAGGAACUAAUGUGUAGUGCAGAUGGGUCUCUUCAGAAUGUUGAAAAUAUAACAGAAAGAAAAGUUCAAUUUGUUAAAAAACUGGUAUUCGUUGGGCGCACUGCCAGUGAAACUGUUAAAGAGACAGGCAAGUUGACACAUAGAAUGAAACCAGAUUCCGUGAAACAAAUUGUUGUAAUACCACCCAGACCCUUUGGAGCAGCAACAGAAGUUAUGAAUGAGAUGGAUAAAGUUUUAGGCAUUCAUCUGCCACCAUUUCCUCUGGAGCAAGUAGGAAGUUUGAAAUGGUUACAGUAUACCAUUGCUAUUGAUCAUCCGUACUCACUUGCGACAAAGGAACCUUAUGUCACAGUAUGCCAUAUCUGUGAAAUCUGUAGAAAAGUCUUCCAUUCUGCUUAUAAUGUCAGCAAACAUUUGCACGCACAUUUUAGGAACUCAGCGGUUGCCUGCCGUUAUUGUGGUAAACGGAUUUGCAGUUUUGAGCUUUGGACAGACCACAAGCAAAAAUGCUUAAAGCAGUGCACAAAGUGAAGACAGGAAAAUGGUUUUAAUCCCCAGUGAUAUCAGUUUGAGUUUGGAUUUUGUCAGUUGAGUGCAGUCAAAACAUUAAACAUUUAUAUUGAGACUAAAUAAUAUUGAAUAACAUAUGAGAAAAAUGUGGCUAUGUAUUUGAAUGUUAGACUGUCUUAUCAGUGAAAGCAAAAUUUCUGAGGACUGGCGUGAGAAGACAAUGUCUCCAGCUGUCUUGUCAUAGCAUCAUUUCAGUACCAUAGCGACCUGGUGCCUGGAGUUUCUCAAGCCCUGUUUUGACACACUUCAUAUAUUAUAAGAAAAAACAGGCUUAUAUUUGAAAUGGCCAUGUUUAGUAUAAUGUAAAAUUAUAACAUGGUGACUGCAUGAAUGAUGUUUUUUUUAUAUAGGUAGACUGUUAUAGCCAGGAGUAUGGAACUUUGUAUUGCUCACAAAUAUGAUUACAAAUGUAACAUAUUUUGUAAGUUAGUUAAAUUAUGAACUUUGAGGUUUCUUGCAAAUCUCAUAUUAAUAAGUAGAAAUCUCUGCUAAUUGAAAUAAUUCACAGAAAUGACAUGUAUAAUAUUAAUUUGAAACUUAUGGUAACAUUUACUGUAUAAAGUGAAAGGCUUAAAUUAAAGUACACAGUACACCUUAUAGGUUUGUCUCAAUUUCUUGUUAAUCUUGUUAUGUACAUAAAAUAACACACGCAA
Zootermopsis nevadensis is the source of this 5223-nucleotide messenger RNA. RefSeq lists its product as uncharacterized. The record is from RefSeq and is a predicted model, not a curated record. NCBI's taxonomy places the organism in Eukaryota, Metazoa, Arthropoda, Insecta, Blattodea, Termopsidae.